This is a messenger RNA of Ambispora gerdemannii, 2979 nucleotides long. NCBI's taxonomy places the organism in Eukaryota, Fungi, Glomeromycota, Glomeromycetes, Archaeosporales, Ambisporaceae. The record is from the annotation of a GenBank genome assembly.
AUGAGACUUCCAUUAUCAAUUAUAUUAUUAAUUGUCAUAAUCUUAUUAUUGCUUCAAUCAGCAAAUGGGUACAAUACACUGGCAUACACUGAACCUGGUCACGAUUUUGUACAAGUAUACACAAAAGAUAAAGCAUUACUAUACGAAGAUGGAACUGCGCUCGUCCGAUUAACCUUCGGCGAAUCAAACCCACAAAUGAUUUACUUACGACUCAUUUAUCAAAAUGGAUCAAUGACUCCGAUUGACGUUGAAAUCUCAAGAAAUCGAUCAGAAAAUUAUCAAGUGACGAUUUAUCCGUUAUCGGUUGGUUAUAUCUUUGCAGCAAUAGAUAAUCUAACAACGAACGCGACAGAGGGAAUGUUGAUAUCUUGGAAUGGACAAAUUUUACAAAGAGGCAUUGACUUGGGUCCAUAUAUAAAAUUCAAAUCUUCUUCUUAUGCACAACUCAAUGUUAAUACGGCAAAGAAUUUUCUCUGGGUGACCCAAGGACCUGCAAAUAGUAACAUGAUUUUUUGGACUUUAUUUAGUUCAGUGGGCUCAAAUCAGACCAUCUCUCAACUCAAAAGUGGCAAAUUGAAUGCAUCAGCUGGACUAUUAUUAAGAGAAACCUCUGGAUGGGGAGUAUUUCCAACUAUUGAAGGAGGAUUUGGAAUUGCCUAUCUAGCACGUAACCCAAAUAUCAACAUAACAACCCCAGUAAGCGCAAUAAAUAAUGCAACAAAUUUGGGCAAGCCAGUGAUUCCUUCGUGGUAUUUGCAUGUGGUCUUUCUCGAGGUAGAUGCUGAUGAAUUCACAAAUCCAAUAAUCGUUUAUCAAACGCCAGUCAUCAUGGAUAUAAACUUUAUGUUGGCUUACUUAGCUUUAGACGGAACUGGUUAUGGAGCCGUAUUUUGUGCUUUCACAGCAGAUGACCAAAUCUAUAUGCGCAUCUCUUUUCUGUCAGGUGGUGCCGUCACAAACAUCUCAAAAUUAUUAGCAGUUGAUGGAGAUAAAUUUUAUUAUGAGCAUAUUAUUCCUCUCCCAUAUGGUGGGUUUUUGUUUAUGGUCAAUGAUGGCUAUCGUGACGAUUACUCGGUGGGGCUCACCUUGGAUAAUAAUGGAAAUGGCAACCAAACCUGGUCCCUUCCUCGUAAUACAUCAAAUCAACUAGUUGGUGUCUACAAAAAUAACACGGUCUGGACUCCAUUAGAAGGAGCAAAUGGUACAUGGGUUAUAUUGUCCGCUCCCUUGCCACGGUUCAUGCCGGAUGACAACGGAUACAAAAAUCCAAAUAUUGAAUCCACUUUGCCUAAAUUGAAUGCAUCUGUUUCUUAUAAAAUACCCAAAUUCUCAAUUAAAUACCGUGAAGAGAUCCUCCUCUCAUCAGGAAACAUAUCCAUAUACCAAACAAACGGUACCUCCCAAAUUUUGCGACAAAGUUUUACUUCACAGCCUUGCUUUAUAGAAGGAGAUGACGGAAAGACUGUAACUUGCCCGGUCUUAACCAGCACCUUCAAUCAACCACAAACGGCUUAUUAUAUAAUGAUUGACAAUAAUUUUGUCAAGAAUAAGUCCUCGAACCAACCUCAAUUCGGAAUCGAAAAGAAUACCUGGAUAAUGAGAACAGAAAAAAGAGAAACCGAAUUUGCAGAUUCUGUCAAUGCAUUGUUGAGAUUGACCGUCGAAGGUACUAAAUACUUCGAAGAUCUUUCUGCGAAUCGGAAAAAUAAGUUCUUUGAGGACUUGCAAAACGAGUUAGCACUUAUAAUACCAGUCGACCUCUCUCGAUUAUCGACCACUAAACGUUACCAAUAUGAUCCGUCGACCUCAAAAAGUCAAAUCCUUCUUCCAUUAAAGUUUCAAUCGACACACGACCUUGACCAGCUAAGUACCUAUGAUAUUACUGACAGCUUGGAUACCCUUAUUAGAAACAAAGGCAUUACUGCCAUGUCAAAUUCUGAUAAUGCAAAAUAUCUAGAUGAAGAUUACGGUCUUAAUCGACGACCGAAUCUAUGGGACGAAAUCAAAUUCAUAUUGAUCGGGGUUCUAGCCGGAGUUAUUAUUCUAGUUAUACUAUACUUUUUGGCAAAACGAAAACAUAAGGAGGGACGAAAUUUCGAAAUAUUUAAGAUAAUUCUGAUUAUUGUGGAUUUGGCGUUUGAUAUUUCAUUCAUAAUAAACAAUGGCAGAGAUGUGCGUUGGCUAUUUGUUCCAAGCAUCAUUUUUCUCGCCGUCCCUGUUGCUUUUAACGCAACAUUAGCUUUCUCCAUUUUGUUUUCAGAAAUCUCGACUAAUGAAAAUUUUCAUGAAUGGUUUCAAAAGUUCACGAAACCCGCUGCACUCUUUACACUUCUCGCAUCGUCCGAUGUCGAACUUCUUACUAUCUUGACUUCACAAAUCGCGGGAUUAUCAAUAUUCAGUGCGACUCUAUCUGAUAGGGCACAUCAUUGGAUAUUUUGGGUGAGCUCUUGCAAUCUCAUAAUUGAGGAUAUCCCACAAUUGAUUAUACAGAUAUUGUAUAAGCAAUAUACGGUUACAUACGAUAAAACCCUUCCACUUUUUACUUUGAUUACGAGUUCGACCAUUUUAUUUUCUAAUAUUAUUGGUCGAGUAUAUGACGCUAGACUUCGAUGGAAAAAACAUCAGCAAUAUAAAUAUCAAACGACAUCAUCGCAUAAAAACCAUCAAGAAGGGUCAGAUUCAAAUAAUGAUCCUGACACUUAUAUCGAUAUACCAACUGUCUGGCGUAAAAAUAAAUUCGCCACCGUUAGAUGGAUCAACAAUGGACCACCUGAUGUCAAAAAAACCUUGAUUGAGAUACUUGCUGGUGACCCAGCAAAUCUCGCUCGCGUCAUGGUCAUAAAACAAAGUAUCGAUGCCAAAAAACGUAUCUUCAAAUUCCGAGUCCCAAAAACUUUGGCAGCUGGUACCUACGUUAUCCGAAUCGGUGAAAUCGGUCACCAAGUUUCCUACAGUCACCCAUUCACUGUCAGUGAAUAA